CCGAGCGCUCGCCAGGCCAGCCCUUCUCACCGCUUCCACGCUCCGCAUUCUGAGGCGCCCCUGCCAUGCAGACGGCCAAGGGAUGGAUACUGGUUUCUCUCCUUUUGUGUCGGCUGGGUUUCCCCAGAAUAGAGGCUGUCAAAGGAAGCAAACGCCCCAUGCGGUCUCGAUCCUGUGCAGACCGGCCUGAGGAGCUUCUGGAACAGCUGUAUGGAAGACUCACAGCUGGCAUGCUCAGUGCCUUCCAUCACACCCUGCAGUUGGAGCCCCUGGAAAAUGAUCAGAACAUCAGUUGUCCAGCGGGAGGCAGGCCAGCUACUGACAAGAAGUACCAUCUCCCCAUCAAUCUCAACAGUGUCUCUCCUUGGUCCUACAGAAUCUCCUACGAUUCUACCAGGUAUCCUAAGUACAUUCCUGAAGCCUACUGCCUUUGUAAGGGCUGUCUUACCGGUGAUUAUGGAGAAGAAAAUCUCCAUUUUCGAAGUACGCCAGUGUUUAUGCCGACUGUCAUCUUGCGCCGGACCACAUCCUGCACGGGCGGCCGCUACGUUUACACGGAGGAUUACGUCUCUGUUCCUGUGGGCUGCACCUGUGUACCAGAACACGAAAAAGAAGCAGGACAAGCAAAUUCCAGCACAGAAAAACAAGCAGUAAAAUUGCUGGGGAAUCAUAAUAAUGACAAGCCAACAUCCAAAUGAAGGAUGGAAAGGAGGCCAGAAACAAAGGAUGUUUUGGUUCAUAACUUCCUGUUUCAGAGAACUGUAAUGGCCAGAUGCAGCAGAUGUGUUCAUAUCAGUUAAUUUCACAGAGCUUGGGGCCAAUUGAUAUCAAAUUGUACUUCCUUCAAAAACAUUGGAGUUUGCAGAUUACAACUCAUUUAUGUUGAAGCAGGAUGCCUUUCUCAUUGUAACUGGAGAUGUGACAGAUAGAUCCUGGAGAGUUCCAAUAAUGCUGGGGGACACUUGGGUCAUACCAUAUCAAGAUAUUUAAAAGUACUAGAUAAUUGUUCCAUUGUCCAGUGCUUUGCUAUGCACUCAAGAUAUGUUGAGCAGGGAUGCAUCAAUUUGUGUGUACAAUAAAACCUUGGUUUAAUCGACACACAAAAUCCAUUAAAAAUAAAAGCUUGGUUUAAUGGACACACAAAUCCAAAAUUGUAUCCAUUGGCUUUGGAUGCAGUGGACAAACUUUUCAUUUGAAUUGUUAAUCCAUUAAAUCAAAUUUUUAUUGAAAAUUAUGCUAUUCACAUCAGUUACAUAACACAUGUGACAUACAUUGAUGCAAUGACAUAAAUUCAGAUUUAAUGAACAUUCAAAUUUAACAGAUGCACCCUCCCCCUCAAUGGUCUGUUAAAUCAAGAUUUUAUUGCAUUUUUCCUACAUCUUUACUGAAUACAAGUGAGGGCCAUAAGAAUAAUAUAAAUUAAUAACUAAAACAUUUUUCAAAGAAUGCUGAAAAAUCAGCUGUGAAUCUGGAGCUGAUUUUUUAAAAAGUGUAACUAGCUUUACACUUGGUUGACUUGGUUUAUAGAACCUUGGGUUCUGGACCAGAAGCAGUUGAAGUGUAUUGUGUCAAAAGCACUAGAAUUACAACAUUAAAACUGGUUAAAAACUAUUGCAUCAUUAAAUACGCUGAUAGCCACAAAUUUAGAUGCUUUUAAAAAAGGGACUGAAUAAAUGUAUAGAGAAUAGAUCUAUCAGUGGCUACUAAUCUUGGUUGCUUAUUACCUCUAGCAGAAAUAUCCUAAAUUGGGGGGAGGGGGGGUUCCAGAUUAUGCAAACAUUAAGUACUUUUAGCGGAUGUUUACAGAAUAAAUAACUGUUGUUUAAAACAUUCAGGUUUGGGUUUUACUUUAAAGUUUGGGUUUAAGUCCUAAAUUUGGCACAUGCUAGCCAUAGCUUGGGGUCUACAGAGCAGAUUUUGCCAUCAACCCUAUAAGAGAUGACCUCAACCGGGCAGCCUUCAGCUACAUUGCACUAGCUGGCAAAGUCCUGAAGGGCACCAGGUUGGAGGAAGCUGCCUGUGAGAUACGUUGCUUUUCAUACCGUUGUGAAAAGCAAAACAUUGUCUGGUUUAUGACCCCCUUCAGAAGUGUGGAAAUGUGCCAAUUGCCUCUCUAAACUAUUUUAACUUCUGGCAGGAGCUUUGGGAAUAAAUAAAAUGAACAUCCCAUAGAUAAAAUGAAAUCAAACUGCAUGGACAGUUCAAAGAAAGGCAGAUGAAUGUGUCUUGGCGUUCCUUACUCAAAGGAGAAAAACUGCCAAAUUCAAGGAAAAUGUGAGCCAAACUCUUGAAUAGCAAAAGUUCUCUGAAUUGUUUACGCACAAGGCAUCUGCCAAUGCCUCUUGCAACACUAAGAUACAGGAAAAACUGCUUAGCCCUGCUUACAGGAGUAACUGAUCUGGAGCUCCUUUUUAAUCAGCUGCAAAUGCUAUACUAAACAAGCAUUCCUCAAGUUGAUUUCUUUUCCAAAUUAUUCAUUGGUGACCAGUCCUCAGAGUUUUUUCCAAAGCAAAUAGAAGUGGGGUUUUAUUACUGGAAUGGACAAUUUGAAAGCAUUUAUCUGUCUGGAACAGCUACAAGGUAGGAGGGUGACCAAGGUGAGGAAGAAGAGCAAACUGCCUGACAAAUUGGUGAUUAAAUCUACAUUUGAUUGUUAUUUGGGUCUCGCUCCCAAAGAGGGACUGGAUUCCUAUUUCCACCAUAAUUUUUUUUCUCUCUCUCUCUCCCUUUAUAAAGAAAUGGCAUAGUGAAAUGUGGCCAUUUUGUUACCAUUUGUCCAGGUUUGGGAAUGAGGAUUAAAGGUCUGAAGAGAACUAUUAGCAUCUCAAGGCCUUCGGGAUUUCAUUUAUACCUUUAUUUUUUGGCAAAAGAAGAAAAAACAUAUGUGUUGCCAAAUUUUUGCUGUGGAAUUUUUUCCUUCAAACGAUCAGCUUGUUUGAAGGCUGCCAGCAUAGGGUGACAAGGGACCAAAGAAUCAGAAGCAGAUUUCAAGCAAUGCGUUUUUUUUCAACUGAUAUUGACAAAAUGGAUCAUUAUUGAUUUAAUUAGAUUUAGAUACUGCCCAACUUCAAGGUGAUUAUGAAUGAUGUGGUAAGGUGGCUGGAUAAAGAAAAGCCUGGAAAUUAAUUCUUGGAAAGAAUAAUGGAAAGAGCAGGAUUUGUUUAUCUCAACAGAAAGAAAACUGAAGAGAAAGGAUCACUGUCUUCUGAAAGGCUGUCAUUCAGAGAUUAAGUAGGUUUAUUCUAUGCUGCUCCAAAAGACAGGAAGAUCUAGAAUGAAUAGUUUGUUCACUUUUUUAUUUCUUCUGUACCACAUUCUAGCAUGAUUUCUGGAGGUUUCCACAAAAAUAAGAACAAUUAAAAUUCUUAUGAUUACUCCAAAGCUCUAUUAAUCG
Python bivittatus (Burmese python) is the source of this 3394-nucleotide messenger RNA. It is a transcript of the gene IL17D, whose product is annotated as interleukin 17D. Gene Ontology annotation, cellular component: extracellular region. Gene Ontology annotation, molecular function: cytokine activity. The record is from RefSeq and is a predicted model, not a curated record. Lineage: Eukaryota; Metazoa; Chordata; Lepidosauria; Squamata; Pythonidae. Gene Ontology annotation, biological process: inflammatory response.